Molecule: messenger RNA, 1035 nt
Organism: Paecilomyces variotii
Lineage: Eukaryota; Fungi; Ascomycota; Eurotiomycetes; Eurotiales; Thermoascaceae
Exons: 1
Coding region: 20-817 (265 amino acids)
Source: RefSeq, a predicted model, not a curated record
UGCUUGUCUUACUAUCCCUAUGUCACGCUCUAGAAGAGAUUUUGCUCAUUUUUAUACAGCAAAUAUAUUAGGCCGGGAUAUCAAUAAGGAAAAUGGCCUAGAAGUUGGAUAUCCAGUUCAUGUACACUGCUGGCCACUGGUUAAACGCGUUAUUGGGGACCAAUUGGUAGAGGCCAAUCUUAAGACUUUUGUGAAAGCGAUUUUGCAAUUCUGGAGGGAAAACAGUGAAUGGUGGGAUUUAUUGCCAUUUCUUAAGGAACGCUGCGAACGCUGUGAGUACGAAGGAGAGAAAUGUGUCCAUAUCCCUGAUUCGGGGAGAAAGAGGGCACCAACAGGACGAAAUCCCACAGUUAUACCGAAGAUUGAAAAUCUUAUCCAACAAGCUGCUGCACAAAAGGCCUGUUCCUCUGGAAAAGAUCACCCCCAGACGCACCGGCAAAAGCGACAGAAACGGCACGAACGGCGGCAGCAAUCGAUUAUAUCUCAGAUUCCUCUUGAUAUAUCAAUUGAGAUUGUUGAAACACUUGAUAGCAAAGAUGCGGAAAACAUGCUUACUGCGUUUGGGUGGCAGUUGCCCGAUAUAUAUUGGCAGAGCCGUUGCCAGAAAGAGGUGGUCUUUGAAUUCCAAGAUCUAAUCGAUAAUCGGACGCCCAUUGAUUGGCAAUUUCUUGCUCUUCGGUCACAGAGAUCGCUAAAGGGCCUUUUGCCAUUGCAGAAUCGCGCUCGGAUUGUCAAAUUCCUUCAAGGUCUUAAGGAGAUCUUCCUUGCUAUGCUUGAAAAGGAUAAAGUGAGCAAGUGCCCUAGACUGGGAGCUUGAGAUAUGCAGACUUAGUGUUGGCGCUCACAGCUUACUGGGAGACGAGCUGCAAACAGCUUGUACGACUCUGCUGAAAGAGAGGUAGGAUAAGCAACGUGAAGCCACCUAAAGCCACCAAUAUAGGAUCAAAAAAGACACGCUGGAACAAGUAAAUGCUUAUAAUUAGUGGCGGAGGCAGUGCUUCAACCAACGAGUAAUCAAGAUAAAGUCUAUAGGCA